GCAGCUAAAACAGAAUCUGUUCGCUUCUCAGAGGUGGGAUGUAUUUUUCAGCCCCUCACCUUUUUAAAACAGUAGGCUAAGCUCUUUUGAAAAACGACACCAAGAAUUUCCUUAAGUCCCUGCAAACUUCUGAAAUACCUUUUCAGCUCUGGCAUAGAAUCCGAGAGGGGCCCGAGGACCACAAGGAAUGAAGACAAACAGGUUAUGCACCUGCUUGUAUUUAGAGACUGUUUGUGUGAGAAACAGGGUUUUGAGGCACCGGCAUGCUUUUUAGUGCUGUUUCCCACAAAAGGGAUUUGUUUCAGCUACAGAAUUUGGCCCGGAUAUAUGUGCGAAAGUUCCUUCUUUGUUGCAUUUCCCUGGACCCACAGAUGCAGCGAGGCAGCGAGAAUUACAAAGGAGAAGACAUGAAAGCAGAGCGUUUAAGAAAAAGCGAAGUGCUUCUGAAAGAGACAGAAACCGAGAGGAAGAUUAUCAUUCGGGAGUGGAAGGAGCUGCGGAAGUUUAUUGAAGAGCAAGAAGAAUGUGCGUUGAGGAGGCUGGAGGAGCUGGACAGGGAUAUCAUUGCAAGGAGAGAUGAGAGCAUUUUGGGAAGCAGUGAGAUGGCCUCACCACCUAGCAUGAAUGGAGAAGGCAAUGGGAGACCACCUGCAAAGAGCAUCAGACGGACCAGCAGCAGGGAUAAUGAGGUAUUUCCUAAGCCUGAAACCAGUUUUAUGGAGUUGGAACAGAGGAUAAAGCGUUUCUCUCAGAAAAGGAUUGUCAUGCAAGAUAUGCUGUUGGCAUUUAAAGAAAUUUUGCAAAUGGACCUGGGGAAUGACUUAAGUCCAACUUUUUCAUCUGGCUAUCCAGGAAAAUCAUCUUUCUACUCAAGAUUUCUCCAUUGCUGCCAAAGAUAUGGAAGGGAAACGGCUGUGUUGCAGCCUGACCAGGGGCCUGUAACCUUUGAGGAGGUGGCUGUACAUUUCACUGAGGAAGAGUGGGCUCUCCUGGACCCCCACCAGAGGACCUUGUACAGGGAUGUUAUGCAGGAGAACUAUGAAAAUGUGACCUCUGUGGCAGUGCUUUCCCUCACCAAGUCUGAUGGGAUGCGCUGGACUGAAGAAAGGGAAGAGGCACAUUUUCUGAUUCCAUAUUCUCGGGGCCCUGAUGAAAGGAACCAUUGCGAAGUCACCAGUACAGCCCAUGUUGUUGAAGGAAAUGUGAAUAGGAUACAGAAGAAUCAACUGCCAGAGAAUUCUGAGCAAGUUUUACCUCAUGAGACUCCUUUCAGAAGCUCAAAUGACCAACUUCUCCAGAAUCAAGAUGGAAAGACUGGGCAUAAACGCAGAUCAAUAAGACAGCAAAAAAACAAAAUAGGAGCUGAAGAAGAGAAACCUGUUCCUUCUCAGAAUGGCUGCCACGAUGUCAGGAAAACCACAAUCCAGAAGAGAAUCAGCAAGGAUGGGAGACAAAAGGCAUGUAAUGAAUGUGGGAAACGAUUUAGUCAGAGCUUCCUCCUCCUUAAGCAUAAGAAAGCCCAUAUGGGCACAAAACCUCGAAAAUGCUCAGAUUGUGGUAAAAUCUUCAGCCAGCUAUCCUACCUUAAUAAACACAGGAGAACCCACAGAACAGCAAAAUUGUUUGACUGUUCAGAGUGUGGCAAGUCAUUCCAUCGACGUUCUCAUCUUGCUUCCCACCAAGGAAUUCACACAGGAGUAAAGCCUUACAAAUGUUCAGAUUGUGGGAAAAGCUUCCGGCGGGGACCUGACCUGAACAGGCACCAGAAAAUCCAUACAGGAGAGAAAAUGCAUAAAUGCUUGGAUUGUGGAAAGAGUUUCCUUCUGAGUUCGAGCCUCACUAAACAUGAGAGGACCCAUACUGGAGAGAAACCAUAUAAAUGCUCAGACUGUAAGAAAAGUUUCAGCCAGAGAUCUCAUCUUAUUGUUCACAAAAGAACCCACACAAGGGAGAAACCAUUCAAGUGUUCGUUCUGUGGUAAUGGUUUCAGUCAGAAAGCACAUCUCACUUCGCAUCAGCGAACCCACACAGGAGAGAAACCCUACAAAUGCUCUGAAUGUGGUAAAAACUUCAAACUGAACUCAGCAUGUAUCAAACACAAAAGAAGUCGUCAUUUUGAUGCUUAGACAAAGGGAGACGUUUCUCUCUUGAGCUGAAGAAUCAAAUCGUACAAAUUGGACAAUGCAAGAAACUAUUGCACAAAGUGAGAAGAAAAAACUAGUCUGGUGUAGUGGUUAGAGUGUAGGACUAACAACAGGGAGUUCUGAGUCCAAAUCCUCAUUGAACCAUGAAAACGAUUAGUUGACCUUGAGCCAGUCAAUUCCUCUCAGUUUUCCCACCUCAUUUGGUUGUUCUGAGGAUAAAGUACAGGUUGAGAAAAAAACAUACAGUGUUCUGAACUCCAUGGAACUCCAGUGUUCUGGAUUCCACAAAAAAUAAGAAAGGCAAGCUUACAGCAAUAUCAUCUGUCAGGAUUGAUUUCCACAAGACAGAAGUCCCAAGAGGCAGACCACAGAACCAGUCUGUGAACUUAAUCACAGUCACAUGUGAUCAGCAUAUUUUCUCCUCUGUUCCACCACAUGCCAUUCCUGCUCUGAACUGGGACCAUAGUGGUGUGCAGAAGCAGAUUCAGCCUCUCUCCUCUGUGGUGUUAAAGAAGAAGGGACUUUUUGGCCUUUUGCACACGGGAAUGUAAGAAUGUAAUCCAAGAAGACCUCUGCUGGAACUAAACCAAAGAUCCGUCUAGUGAAGCAUCCUGGCUCAUGCACUGACUAACCAAAUGCCCCAAGAAUUCAGAAAGAAGGGGAUGGAGUUCAAGAUUUAUCCUUGUUGCUGACCUCCCCCACAGCACCAGUAUUCAGAUAUACUACUUCUGAACGUGGAAGAUCCCUAAACCAGUGGCUGUCAUUAUAUCCCGUGGCAGUGAAUUCCACAAGUUAAUCCCCAUUGCUGUGGGAAGGUGUGCUAGUCUAUGUGCAGAUGAACACACAUGAAGCUGCCUUGUACUGAGUCAGAACUCUUGGUCCAUCAUGGUCAGUUCUGUCUACUCAAAUUGGCAGGUGUUCUCAAAAGUCUCCAGCAGAGAGGUCUUUCUCAUCACCAGCUACCUGAUC
Eublepharis macularius is the source of this 3113-nucleotide messenger RNA. RefSeq names its product zinc finger protein 436-like. The transcript has 9 exons. Gene Ontology annotation, molecular function: RNA polymerase II cis-regulatory region sequence-specific DNA binding; DNA-binding transcription factor activity, RNA polymerase II-specific. NCBI's taxonomy places the organism in Eukaryota, Metazoa, Chordata, Lepidosauria, Squamata, Eublepharidae. Gene Ontology annotation, biological process: regulation of transcription by RNA polymerase II. The record is from RefSeq and is a predicted model, not a curated record. Bases 264 to 2126 code for a protein of 620 amino acids.